This is a messenger RNA of Humulus lupulus (European hop), 2958 nucleotides long. RefSeq names its product cation/H(+) antiporter 15-like. Gene Ontology annotation, cellular component: membrane; endomembrane system. Lineage: Eukaryota; Viridiplantae; Streptophyta; Magnoliopsida; Rosales; Cannabaceae. The record is from RefSeq and is a predicted model, not a curated record. The transcript has 3 exons. The coding region runs from base 231 to 2642 and encodes 803 amino acids. Gene Ontology annotation, molecular function: antiporter activity. Gene Ontology annotation, biological process: regulation of pH; proton transmembrane transport.
UCAAAGGUCUCGACGUAUAAGAAGGAACAACUACCUCUCAUUUUUGGCUCUUUUGUUUCCAUAUGUCUUUCAAUUUUUCCCAUGCAACAGCCAUAGCGUUGCCUCUCUUUUCUCUCCGUUGCUUUCUCCGUAAACCAAAAAAGUAGAGGGUUUGUCCACACCUCUCUGUAUUAUGCUGCAAGGUUGAACUAGCCAUUGACGCUGGCAGGGGCAAGCCGGUACCGGACCCAAUGCUUAUGGGUAAGGGUGCUCUUAAGGGAGAGGUUACAACCUCAUACAUUUGCCAUCUUGUUGAUCAGAUCAACUCCGGCGGUAUAUGGUUUGGAGAUGAUCCUCUGGCCUUCUCUGUUCCAUUGUUGCUGCUGCAGCUGUCCCUCGUAUCAAUUUUCACCCGCUCCAUCUACUUCGUCCUCAAGCCAUUUGGCCAGCCCUUAAUUGUUUCUCAGAUUCUUGGUGGUUUUAUUUUAGGCCCCUCAGUUAUAGGAAGAAGCCCAACAUUUGCAACCAAAGUUUUCCCACCUAAAGGGAGAGCUUUAUUUGAGACAUUAUCACUUUUUGGUUUCAUGCUCUCUGUUUUCUUAAUUGGGGUGAAGAUGGAUCCUUACAUUCUUCUAAGAUCAGGUAAGAGGGCCAUUGCUGUAGGAUUCUUAGCCUUUUCUGUUCCUUAUGCCUUGGCUGGAUUUGUUGCCUUCGUCCUCGACCAUUUUCUCUCUUUGGAUCCUGAUGUUUCCAGUGCGCUUCCCUUUGUGGUUGCACUACAAACCCUAACAGCCUUCCCUACUGUAGCUUGCUUUCUCGAUGAGCUCAGGCUUCUCAAUUCAGAGAUUGGACGUCUAGCGUCUUCUUCAUCGAUAGUAUGUGAUGUGUGCCACUGGUCCAUCUUUGCCAUGAAGUUUCUAACACACUUAGCUUCACAGAGGUCGAUAAGAAUAUCAUUUGGGUUUUUAUUGUCAGUUGCCCUUUUUGUUGUAAUAGUAUUCUUCGGAGUCCGUCCAGCAGUUUUGUGGGCAAUUCGUCAGACCCCAGAAGGAGAACCUGUGAAAGAGGCAUAUGUUUUUGCUGUUCUGAUCAGUGUACUGGUAUGCGGGUUUAUUGGAGAAGUUAUUGGUCUAAAUGCUUUUAUCCCAUCUUUCCUUUUGGGUUUGGUCAUUCCAGACGGCCCCCCUCUUGGAGCUGCUUUAGUAGAGAAACUCGAUUGCUUCGUCUCAGAUAUACUCAUGCCCAUCUUUUUCACCGUGUGUGGAUUAAGAAUGGAUAUAUUCGCCAUUCAACAGUUUAAGAAUGUGGCCACUAUUCAAUUGAUCGUUUUCCUUGCUUUUACCGGGAAGAUUAUUGGAUCAGCACUGCCUCCCCUCUUCUGCAGAAUGCCUGUCCUAGAUGCUAUCUCUCUUGGUCUCAUCAUGAACUCCAAAGGCGUAGUUGAACUUUUCUUGCUUAUGGCUUGGAAAACUGAAGAAGUACUAAACGAAGAAUGCUUCGCCAUUAUGAUUAUCUCUGUGGUGAUUGUUACAGGAAUUGUCUCACCUCUUGUGAAAGUUCUCUACGAUCCGUCAAAGCGUUUCCUGGCAUAUAGAAGGAGGACUAUUCUACACCAUAGGCAAGGGGAAGAGUUGAGGAUGCUAGCUUGUGUCCACAGGCAAGAGAAUGUAUCUGCCAUUUUGGACCUUCUCGCAGCCUCCAAUCCCACCAAGGAAAGCCCCAUCAAUCUAGUCGUCCUCCACUUGAUCAAGCUUGUUGGCCGAGCCUCGUCCCUCCUUGUCUCCCACCAGCCGCGCGAAAAGCCGUCUUCUACUCAGUACCCGUCUCAAUCUGAGCGGAUCUUCAACGCAUUCCACAAGUUCGAAAAACACUACAGCGAGCACGUGACGGUGCAUUGCUUUAAGGGCAUUUCUCCUUCCUCGACAAUGCACAACGACGUCUGUUCUUUGGCUCUCGAAAAGCGGUCGACCUUCAUUAUCAUCCCUUUCCACAGGAUUUGGGUAAACGGUUCGGUUGCGGAGACCUCUCACUCUCUUCGCCACCUCAACAAAAAUGUUCUUGAAAAGGCUCCUUGCUCCGUAGGGGUGCUAGUCGACCGAGUGAACCGCCGGAAGUAUCUUUCCUCUCUUCGCAUAAACACGUCGUUGUAUAGGGUUGCAGUGCUCUUCUUUGGUGGGGCAGACGACCGAGAGGCAUUGGCGUACGCAGGCCACAUGUCGAAGCAUUCCAACAUCCUGACCACUCUCUUCUGCUUCUCUUCUUCAACGGACAUAGUGGAGGGCAGCGCCAGGAGCAAGGCACUCGACACUGAUGUCUUGAGCAAGUUUAGGCUCAGCGCCUUUCGCGACGACCGAGUGUCAUUCGAGGAGGUGGGGGUCAGUAGUGGGGAGGAAGUGCUUGACGUGCUGAGGUCGAUGGAUGGCGCUUAUGAACUUAUCAUGGUUGGAAGGCGCCAUGGGGAGUCGUGGUUGAUGGCUCAGAUAGCGAAAUGGAAAGACCGUGGUGAUCUUGGGGCGAUCGGUGAGCUUCUUGCUAGCUCUGAUAUAAGAGUUGCUGCUUCAAUUUUGGUAGUGCAACAACAAACCAGAGUUUGGGGGCUGCGUGAUCCUGAGGAGUCUAUGCAUUUGCAAAGAGACAGUACUAAUCCUAGACAAGAUGCUUAGCAUGUCCUAUUGUAUUAUGUACAGGCUUAGAUCUAGCAGUGUUUGUCAAACUCAAUAUUAUACUACACAUUUCCAUAUAUGGUUUGGUACUCUCAUGUUUAUGCAUGAUCACAAUUAUAUUCUGUGAAGUUAACAACGAGAGUAUGAAUCAUUAACCAAGAGAGAAAGAGAGUGAUUGUGCUUACAAAGAGCAUUAACUCGGUUGAUGAGCCACUUCCAAAAUGUGCUUUCGCUAAUAUAUAGACUUCCUCUUAAGCUACUAAAUAUCUAGUGAUCAGGAGGCUGAACUUAAUUAUCAAUGGAAUGCACAAUUUAA